Molecule: messenger RNA, 662 nt
Organism: Ixodes scapularis (black-legged tick)
Lineage: Eukaryota; Metazoa; Arthropoda; Arachnida; Ixodida; Ixodidae
Product: zinc finger BED domain-containing protein 3-like
Exons: 3
Coding region: 49-450 (133 amino acids)
Source: RefSeq, a predicted model, not a curated record
CCGACAUUCUUGAACUACGGUGAGGAGUCUCCAGCGUCUCUUCUACUCAUGCAGAUGUGUGAGAAUGGCGCCAGAAGCACGCCUGCAGUUGCCACGCCUGCCACCGGAGGCCCUUCGCAGUCGACGUCCACCGAUGGGGCCAAUGGGUCCGAUCGGACGAGGUCACCACCACCACCUAGGGCAAGAACUGCGGCACUGCGAGGAAAGAAGAAAACUCGCGAUGGGGACGUGGCCACCUUCUUGCAGCAGCGCAGUCAUCAGAAGCGAGCCAUUCGAGAGAGGGAGCUCGAUAUAGAAGAGCGGAGACUCGCUCUAGAUGAAAAACGGCUGGAGUUUGAGCGUGAACGAUUUGCCGAGGAAGCCCAGGCGAGAGCCGAGGAAAGGCGCGAGCUCUCCGAACAGCGACGGAUCAUGUUCGAGUUCCUGCUCGGUCAGGCCAAAAGGAAUUGAAGAUUUGUGGCUCUACUUCCAAUAAAUGGAGAUGACAAAUUUUAUUGAAUAUGAUCUGCAAAACAUUCCAGUAAUAAAGGACGCCAUUUGCAGUGGCAAAUCUUGUUUUAACCAUGAACACAUCAGAAGAAGAAAAAAAGUAGAUUGAUAUAGUCUGCAAGUUUUUGAUUUUGCUGAAAAUAUAUAUGUACAAUGCUUGAGGGCAGGUAGAC